CGGAGUAUUAGCUAGUUGUACACGAGCAUGAUACAGAUUCCUAAUCCAACCGGUUUUGUUGCUUGUUUAUUUAUAAACCCAUUCAUUCAUUAAUAAAGAGAUAAUUUUUCGGUUAUCCAAUCCGGUCUUCUAUCACUCUGAAAGUCUUCUGAAGAUAAAAUCCGUCCUUUACAACGCUAGGCAUAUUAUUUCUUGCGUUAAUAUAAAUUUUUGGUUAAGGGUUUCCAUGAGGAAUUCAGGAUUGAUAGGCAAAAAAGCAUUGCCCGCCGGCAGCGGGAAGGAAGACGAAGAAGAGGAAAGGGCAGGCUGGGGCGAUCUAAACGAGGAGCUUUUGUGCUGUAUAUUGUCGCGUUUGGAUGUGAUAGGAGAUGAGGUGAGCUUUCAGUGCGUUUGCAAAUCAUGGAAGCUGGCAGCGGCAAGAAGGAUGCCGCCGCCACAGGCGGCGUUAGCAUCUCAUCACGAUCCUCCGCCGCCUGCUUUAGAUUCGGCGCCGUAUCUGAUGUACUUGAACCACAGAACUGGGAGGUUCAAUUUCCAUGACCCGACUCGCAGAGGUGCCACAUAUUCAGUACACAUCCCUCAACUAUUGGGGGAUUACCCGGGCGAGGUUGAAUGUUAUUAUGCUAGCUGCGGUUGGCUGCUUCUUCGCAAGGGCCCCAUGACAUACUUCCUUUUUAACCCCUCCACCAUGGAUAGAAUUGACCUUCCUCCAGUACGUGACAUGCCCAUCUCAUUCGAAUCCAUGUGUUUCUCUGGUUCGCCCACUUCUUCCUCGUGUAGGAUUGUUGGCUUUGUCAGUUAUGUCCCACAAAAAGUGGCCUUUAUUGGAGAAACAAUGGUGGGAUGUGAUUCUUGGUCCGUGUCUGUCAACACUAGCAACCCAGAUGACUUCGUGGCAUCCAUAUGCCCCCCCAUUGUCUGUGAUGGGAGCUUUUAUGUUUUGGGUGAAUCUGGGAAUUUGGGAUGCCUCUGGUUUCGACCUCCCAAGAAGGGACUGACUGAGGUUUCUUGGGAAGUUAUUGGCAAGCCAGCAGAUGAACUGUUUUAGACAUUCAAAGAUCAAUUCCUCCUCGAAAGCGAUGGCGACAUCAUGUGCGUGGCAACUCUACAAGGAGGGGGCGAGGUUUGUGUUCUCAAGCUUGAUCCACACACUCAAGUGUGGCAAAAGGUGGAUGAUCUCCAAGGAAAAGCCUUGUACGUCUCUCAAUCCGCAUCCUUCUCCCUUAAAGCAAUUCCCAGAGGACGAGGAACGGGUAACAAGGUCUACUUUCCUAGAUUCUACAACAACCGAGGACUGUUUUAUUGCAUGGGAACCAAAGAGUGGCGCAACUUUCCCCAUACUUUCUCAAGUGAGGAUGCCCAUAGAUAAGAGUUGGAUAUAUAUAAAGAAUCGAUUAUCAAAUAGAGCAGAGUGGUACAUUUUGCAGAAUUGCCCGGAAGUCCAACAGUAUAUUGAUGAGCACAAAGAGGUGAUUAGUUUGCGGAACACCAUCUGUUCAUUGGAUGAAAUUCAACUUAAGGAGUUUCCACAAUGGUUUCAAAGGAAGGUAUAUCCAUAAUUUCAGUCAUGAGGAGAUGGCUAAUCAUAUUCGAGGGUACUUCACAGAACUGUUUGGGGAUUCGAACGGAUAUGGAUAUCACCAGAUACCGGGACUGGAGUGCCCAAAAAUUUCAGAGGAGCAAAGGAUCAAUUUUAUGAAAGAGGCUGAUUUGGAGGAAGUUAAAAGAGUAGUUUUUAGCUUGAACAGUUUCAGCAGCCCAGGACCGGAUGGACUACAAGCAGUUGUGUAUAAGAAAUUUUGGGAUACGGUUGGUUCUACCAUUACAAAUUUUGUAAACACUUCUCUCCGAACAGGGAGUAUCCCUGCCCAAAUACUAAAGGCUAACAUGGUUUUAAUCCCGAAAAAUGAAGCCCCAGAGGUAGCUGGUAAUUUCAGACCUAUAAUUUUACUUAAUGUGGUUUACAAGGUGAUUUCUAAACUUCUGGUUAGUCGCAUGAGGAAAUGGAUUGGGCAGAUUAUUGGUCCGUUUCAAAGUAGCUUUGUACCGGGCAGAGGUACAACUGAUAACAUUCUUAUUACGCAGGAGGUUGUUCAUUCGUUAGAAUCUAGAAAGGGAAGGAAAUGUGGAAUGAUAAUGAAGCUAGAUUUGCAAAAGGCUUAUGACUGCUUGAGUUGGAAGUUCCUGGAGGUGACUUUGACAGAUUUUGGUUUCCCCAUGGAGUUCACUAGACUGAUCAUGAACUCAAUAAGAGAAAUGAAGAUUGGGAUAAUAUGGAAUGAGUACAUCCUAGAGGAUAUUCAGCCAAAAAGAGGUCUUAGGCAAAGAGAUCUCAUAUCGCCUUACUUGUUCAUUCUUGCUAUGGAACGACUCUCGCAUCUCAUCUCUAGGGAGGUUGAUGCAGAUAGAUGGAAGCCAAUAAGGGUAGGAAAACCGGGUAUUAGCAUUUCUCACCUUUUCUUCGCAGACGACUUGAUGCUUUUUGGUACUGCGUCUAGGGAGCAAAUUGAAGUUAUGAUGCAGAUUAUGGAGACGUUCUCAUUUAGAUCGGGUCUGGAAAUUAAUAAGGAUAAAUCUAGGGUGUAUCUUUCGCCCAAUAUUGAUGGGGGUACUAGAAGCAGCCUUCAAAAUCUCUCUGGUAUUAAGCCAACUACAUAUCUUGGUAAAUAUUUAGGUGCCCCUAUCAUUCAUGGGCGCAAAUCUAAAGACAAAUGUGCUUUUAUUCUUGGCCGGGUGAAACAAAGAUUGGCUUCUUGGAAAGAAAAGGUAUUAAAUUUGGCUGGCCGAAAGACACUGGUUCAAUCCGUGACCACGGCUAUACCCCAAUAUGUUAUGCAAAGCUCUUUGAUUCUUAUGAGUAUAUGCGAUAGCAUCGACAAAAUCAACAGAAACUUUCUUUGGGGUCACAAGGGAGAUAGAAGUAAAAUUCAUCUAGUCAAUUGGGAUGAAGUUUGCAAACCAAAGGAAGAAGGUGGUUUGGGCAUUCGGAAAGCUUGGUAUAACAACCUGGCCUUAAUCUCUAAAUUGGGUUGGGACAUCAUGAUGGAUGCCCAGAAGCUUUGGGUGAAAGUUUUCAAGGCGAAAUAUAUCAGAAACUCUUCAUUUUUUGAAAUUACAAAAAAAUCACGAACCUCUCACACUUGACGGGAUAUCUUGAAUAACAGGGACAUCAUACGGAAUGGGCUGGGAUGGCAAGUGGGUAAUGGUGAGAACAUAUCAUUCUGGUUCGAUAUUUGGGUGAGAGAUAGGCCUCUCUAUGAAGAAGUUGCAUCCCCGUUAGCAGCAACUGCAGGACAAGUUAGAGUGGCGGAUUUAUUAAGGAAUAACAAGGAACGGAAUAUUGACAAACUUAAUACAAUACUUCCAGAAGAAGUGGUCGAGGAUGUGAGAGCGGUACCUAUUCCUAUGGCAAAUGAUUAUCCUGAUGGCAUUUACUGGAGGCUAACUGCAACAGGUGAGUUUUUCUGUAAAAUCAGCAUAUAACUCUAUGUUUUUGUCACAGGAUAUAGAUGACUGGAGCUGGGUAUGGAAGAUUCGGGUGGCUGAAAAGAUCCGAUGUUUUCUUUGGCUUGUGAUAAAAAAUAAACUUCUCACAAAUGUGGAAAGAUGGAGAAGGAAUCUAACUGAUGAUAAAAUAUGCCCAAUAUGUAAUAAUGAAGAAGAAACAAUGCUCCAUUUGCUUCGGGGCUGCCCCUUUGCAAUAAAAGUUUGGCAGAGAAGUUUAUUAUGUGGCCAUAGAACAGGAGAUACCAGCUCCAGUAGUCUAGAGUGGGUUCGAAGCCACUGCAAUGCCAUUAGUGAUGUUUCUGGUAGAACCGCUCAUGCCUCAAAGUUUGCAUAUACGGCGUGGAUGAUCUGCAAAUCAAGAAAUGAGUGGAUUUUUAGAGUGUACAACUAAAUGUGGACAAGCUUAUGUGGAAAGCCCAAUUUUUAGCAGAUGAAUAUAUAGGUACGACAUCGUUUGAUUGUAUCAAGCAAUGUAAAGAGGCUAAAAUCGUUAAAUGGAUUCCUCCAGAACCAGGAUAUUUUAAACUUAAUUGUGAUGGAUCUAGUCGAGGAAAGGGAAAAGAGGCCGGGGCUGGUGGGCUGAUACGUAAUCAUAAAGGAGAAUGUGUUAGCGGUUUUUGUAUUAAUAUUGGGAAAUCUGAUAGUUUUAAAGCAGAACUUUGGGGAUUAAGGAAAGGUUUGGUACUAGCGAGAGAGCUAGAUCUGAAUAGAGUUAUUGUUGAGUUUGAUUCUGAGAGCAUGCUAAAAGCUGUUAAUAAGAGGGAUGGUUGGAACAAAAAUAGUAUAGGGGUACUGGUUCGAGAUUGCCAGGAGCUUCUUGGAGAUGAAAGGUUUGUCAAGGUUCAACAUACUUUUUGAUAAGGCAAUAGAAGUGUCGAUGUUUUAGCUAAUGCGGCUCAUGCAUCGCCUUGGGGACUUACUAUUUUUCAAGAGGCUUCUGCAUGGAUAAAAAUUACUCUUCUUGAGGAUGCUAAUGGUCUAGAGUUUAUUAGAUUUUAAUUUCUUCUUUUUUGUUUGUUCUUCUUUUCCGAUGUAUUAAAAAUAAUAAUUUCAGUCAUAUUAUUUUUCUUGGUGCAAUUUCAUUGAUAACUAAUAAAUGUUUAUCUGUUUAGAUCUUUUCCCUCCAAGAGUGUUCAACGCCAGAAGUGAGCGAAC
Molecule: messenger RNA, 4662 nt
Organism: Cuscuta epithymum
Lineage: Eukaryota; Viridiplantae; Streptophyta; Magnoliopsida; Solanales; Convolvulaceae
Source: the annotation of a GenBank genome assembly